This is a messenger RNA of Sorghum bicolor (sorghum), 2252 nucleotides long. RefSeq lists its product as uncharacterized. The coding region runs from base 127 to 1173 and encodes 348 amino acids. The record is from RefSeq and is a predicted model, not a curated record. NCBI's taxonomy places the organism in Eukaryota, Viridiplantae, Streptophyta, Magnoliopsida, Poales, Poaceae. The transcript is spliced from 2 exons.
UCGAAAUUUGUUUUAAAUUUGGACUAAAAAUAAAAAAAAUUCUAGAAUAAUCACUCCUCAGAUCCGGCGACAUCGCCACCGCCGUCGCCGCCUGGUCCCCACCUCGCAAUCCUUCCUUCCCAUCAGAUGGCUGAGGACAAGCGCCUCGUCGCCGCGGCGCCGUACCUACCGGCGGAGCUCAUACCGGACAUCGCGCGGCACUUGACGACGCUCCAGGACUUCUUCGCCCUCCGCGCCGCCUGCCGCUCCUACCGCGCCGCGCUGCCACCCUCCCGCGCCGUCCUCGCGUCCCAGCCGCCGCAUCUACUCGUGCCCCACCACGCCUCCUCCCCGUGCUCGCUGGCCCUCAUCCACCUCCCGCGCCGCCGCCUCCUCCGCUUCCGUGCGCCCUCCCCUUUCCCCAGCGCCGUCGUUGCAUCCGACGGCGCGCGCGUCGUCACCUUUGACCACUUUGCCCGCGAGCUCUCCGUCAUCCACCUUCUUUCCGGCGACCGGGUUCGCGUCCCCGAUGCUCCUUUCCUGUUCUCCCGCGCAGUCCUCGCCGGCGACCUCGUCCUCCUCAUCACACCUGGGUGGGUUCAGUACUGCCGCCUGGGGGACGGCCGAUGGCGGGAGGCGUAUUGCCGGCUCGGGGGCUGCGGUGGCAGCCUCUUCGGUGGCCUGUAUAUGAUGGUCGGCAUGCUCGCUGUCAAUGGCGUCCUAUAUGCGCUCCUCAACACGUGCCAGCUCGCAGUCGCAGAGCUGAUGGACAAUAAGGUUGAAUUAAAGCUGCUUGGAGGGGAAGUGGAUGACCAUGUCAGAGAUGCUUGGAUGGAAAGCAAGGAUUUCAUGCUUGGGGCGUGUGCUGGUGAACCCUUACUCAUCUUCAAGGUAUCAGUCAAGCCUGAGUACAAGGUUUUCCGGUGGGAACCUGCAGAGCAAAGGUGGUUGAGGGCUAUGACCCUGGGAAGGCGGACUCUUUUCAUGUCUGGCAAUGGCUUUGAUGCUUGGGUUGGUCCAGAUUCACCUGGAAUUCGAGGGGAUUGCAUAUAUGAGGCUCUGCCACGGGCAGCAGGUUGGAGUGAGUACUCUUUAGUUGAUGACACUUAUGAACUCGUCACUAUUGACUACCAAGGUGCACCAGAUCUAGAUGCCUUAAGAAAGCAGGUUUGGGUGCUUCCAAGCUUGUACUGAUAUUGGCCUAUGAAGAUCUAAUUCUGAGGUUGAAUCCAUCGACAUCACCGAAAGAUAAUGACAUAUGAGUGUGCACCAUUUAGUGGUGUGGGAUCUUCUGUUUAUUCUUGAUAAUUUCAGGAUGCUUGCUACUUGCCAAUUCAGGGAUGGAGCUACUGCAAGAUUCUAGCUUGAUUAUGGAUUUUGUUCUUUUGAAAUGGUCUUUUCCCCAGCUCUUUCCUUUUGGAAAAAAAUAUAAAAGCUUUUGGCACACCAGUUUCUGUUGCAAACCAAAUGAUUCAUUGACAAUGCCAUGGAAGCUUUGGCUCAGCUUACAAAUCUGAGUAUGCUCGAGGCCUUCACUUUGUCAAGAUGACAAGGAAAGUUGGGUCCUAUCUGUGAAAUAAAAUUUUCUCCGCUAAACAAUCCUACAAAAUGUUCUUGGGAUCUUUGCAUGGCUGAUCCAGACUUUGCUUGGUUAUUUAAUCCUGUUGCCAUGGCAAGGCCAAGUUCUUGUUCUGACAUCUUUUGAAAGAUAGAUUGAACAUGCUCAACUUGCUUCUCUGGAAAAACAUCUACCCGGACAACUUUUUGACCCCUGCACUAUAUCUCAAGAAGGGUCCCAAGUUCUUCAUCUCUUCUUCCCAUGCUCAGCAGGAAAUGUUGUUGCUUCGGGAUCUGUGACCUAUUUAUACUCUCUUUUUUUGACAUAUUGGCUAAGGGUCUCCAGGGCCUUGGAUAGUUGGUUUGCACAUCAUCAGGGAGGUUUUGAUCACAUAUUGGUCAGUCUGUUCAAAGCAUGAUAUCAUUUCCACCAAUGCAUCCUGGCUUCCAACAUUGGAAAAAGGGUUUGAAGGAAAACUUCAAUAUUUUAGAUUGGUCAAUCUGUUCAAAGCAUGAUAUCAUUUCUAUACGAUGCAUCCUGGCCUUCCAACAUUGGAAGAAGGGUUUGAAGGAGAACUUCAAUAUUAUAGUCAAACUUCAAUAUUGGCUAGAGUCAUGCUCACUGUAAACAGUUUAAGAUCUCUCUUUGGACCUGAGGUCCACCCAUGUACAUGUACAUUUUUUCCUUAUUAACAGAAAAGCACAAUAUGUGGCUC